Osmerus eperlanus (European smelt) is the source of this 4689-nucleotide messenger RNA. It is a transcript of the gene ajuba, whose product is annotated as ajuba LIM protein. NCBI's taxonomy places the organism in Eukaryota, Metazoa, Chordata, Actinopteri, Osmeriformes, Osmeridae. Gene Ontology annotation, biological process: negative regulation of hippo signaling; regulation of DNA-templated transcription; cytoskeleton organization. Gene Ontology annotation, cellular component: transcription regulator complex; P-body; adherens junction. The coding region runs from base 1991 to 4150 and encodes 719 amino acids. The transcript is spliced from 9 exons. Gene Ontology annotation, molecular function: transcription corepressor activity. The record is from RefSeq and is a predicted model, not a curated record.
UUAGCUGACCGCAAGAGCAAUGAAAGACUAGGAACAAGGGAACAGAAGGGAGGGGGGCUCCGGGGCAGCCAAAAUAAUGACGAAUCUAGUCCAACAAGUACAUUAGUAAACUAGUUUUAAUUGGACUCGAAUCAUUUCGGCGUGAUGCCACACAAAUAACUCCAGCUGCAUAGAAGUAAAUUGUCUAAAAUGUCCUGGAAAAGCGAAUUGUUUACUUUGUAUCGUCCUUGGAGAACACACACACGCUGAAAAAAUGCCCCGUCGUGUUACGAACUAAUGUCCUUCCGCACAUUCCAGAGACUGGAGGCACAACAAAAUAGUGCAGCUGCAUUGAGUUUGCAUCUGUAGCGAUUGCAAGUGUUGCGAACUUGCAAUUAAUCUACUUUUUCUCUUACGUGACUAGAAAAACAAAACGGAAUAUUAGGUAUGUAUUCCUGCAAGUUAUUCUAUAGGCUACUUUAGAAUGCUGAAAACGUGUGGUUUUGUUAACGACAGGACAAUAACUCACCUGAGAGGUCAUAUGGUUGUGUAAUAAUACUAGCUAAUAACUCAGUAGUUAACCAACAUUCACGAGAUAAGAUACAGCGGUAGGCUACCAAGCUCAUAAUUAAAUUGGAUACCGAGAGCUCUAAACAUCACAAUAAAAGUUCAAGCACCUAUAGAAACAAAUAUUUAACUUCUCCAUCCAUAAUAGAGUAGUCUAUAUUUGUCUAAAUAUGAUUUAUCCGCGGUCAUUUCAUAUACCUGUUGUUAAACUUCAAAUAGUAGUUAGUAAAUAGUAAUGUCUUAUUACAAUGCGCCGUGCAUGAAAUGGGACUGCAUUUACCCCAAACCACUGAGAAGUUUGCGUAUGAAUGGCGAAUAAUAUUGUGGGGUGGUAUCCAUCCGCGCUUGGUGGUGGGGAAGGUGUCCCGGUUUGGAGAAAAACGAGUCACAGCACCACUGCCAGAUAAAGGAAAAGAGGGGGAGGUAAGUAAAUUGGGGGAAGGAAGAAACAAAGUUCUUGAAUGUGUGAUACACUCGCAGAAUGGAUUUAUUCUUGAUUAUCAGUGAAUUCAGUUUGUGUUUUAGGCUUGAAAGUGAAAGAAAGCAUUUGGAACCGUUUCUACUGAAAGAAAGAACAUAUUUUCCUGUCUACACUGGACCCCACGAGAACGACGAGAAAACCGAUCUACCAAGGAGCUUGCCCACAUUGCACUGAAAAGCCCACGCAGUCUAAAGGAUAACGGAGUCAAUGGACUAUCUUGCCCUUUCAAUAUAACGGAAAAGAACAACUACAAGAGCAGAGAGGUUGUAAUUGGAAAAUUUGAGUAGUGUAAUUAUUUGUUGGGCAAAUAGCGGAAACAACUCGCAGUUUGCUCUUGACCAUUCGGCUACAAGUCCAAUGGACCAUUUUUCAACUGAAGAGAGAUGCAGGUGUGGAGCGACGUAGACAAGUCUCUAAAGCAAACGGAAUCCCCAACGAUAGUGUAACUACACUCAAGUUUUCUAUUUAUUUCCGUAUUUAUUUUCAACAUUGCUGUAUUGAAACAGACAGGACUGUAGAAGUAGUCAAAUUAGUCAAUGGAUACACUUGCAUCCCUCACAAUCUGUCUGUGUGGAUGUUCCGCGGUCAGAACAGGAUGACUCUAAAGACAGUAGGCUAGUUAUCACAUGAUUUGGACGUCAUGUAGCGAACCUAAAAUGUCUUAAACGUCUUAUUUAACGUCUCUUUUGUAUUUAUUGUGUACAUAUUCUUAGGCAUUUGUCUGUAUUUUUGAUCACUUCUUUGUGGGAGGUGGAUCUGUCUGUUUGUCUUUGUGUUUUAAGACUGGUCCCUGUCAUUUCAAUUCAACUACUGUAGACAAACUGUAUUGUAGAUGUAGGCCUACUUGAAAAUGUUUGUGUAUUUCCAUUCAUAGUGUAUUUAUUGCGUUAACUUAUGACAUAGUUGUAGCUGUCUAAUUUCAAGAAACAUAACAACUAACACCAGACGAACACAAGGCAAACCAUGGACCGACUUGGAACUAAGCUAUUGGAAAAGUUGAAACUGACUGAUUCAGGAAGUGUGAAAUUUGCCAGUUCAAAAAAGGAAAAAAAGGAAUUGGCGAAUGCCAAUAACAGCAAUGGCAACAGCGGCAUCACCAGCAUCAGCGGCAUCACCAGCAGUGGACUUCCACCAACGCCCAACACGGCUUCCUCCUCGCCCUCAAGGCCCGGUCAGUUUUCAAUCGCCUCUCAAACCCCGAACGAGACGAGCGGGCCAAUGAUUGGACGAGGCAGCAAGGGAAUGGGAGGGUCUUCGUCUCAGCUGCUCUCUCCGCUGACCACCUCCACCCCGCUGCCUCCCGACGGCGACCCGCACCACCCGUCGACCCUGGCCCCUCUCCGACGCCGCUCCCCCCAACAGCGGGCCUCCUGCUACCUGGCCGAGGGCGUGGACAUCCAGAUGCGCCGGGAGUCGGGCCUGGGGGGGGAGUGCGACCCGUCCGUGGGGGCGUUCGGAUCCAAGGCCUCCCUGAACCAGCGCCGUUACUCCCUGGAGCUCCAGCAGCUAGUCCGGCGCCACCAGCUCCUCUCCCAGCCUCCCCCCCUCUCCGUUCCCCCGCCGUACCCCUCCUCCUCUUCGGCCUACGGCUCCGCCCCGCGCCCCGGGGCCCUGGUGGAACCGGCCUACCUCUCCGAGCCGGAGCGCCACAAGCGCUUCUCUCUCCAGGAGGCGCUGUUCUACAAGCGGCUGAGCACCGGCAGCGAGCUCUGGGAGAGCCCCAGACCCGCUUCCCUCUCCCACCCGCCGCACCGGCCCUCCGACAUGGGGGGAGGGGGAGGAGGCUUCUUCUAUCCCCCGGGGCCGACCCUGAGCCCCUGCUCCUCCUUCAGCCUGCAGGAGUCUGUGCUGGUCAGCCCCAGGUCCAGCUUCGCCUCCAGCACGGCCAGCGGAGGAGGCGGCGGGAGCCCCAUGGGGAGCCGCUGCAGCAGCAACAGAACCAGCGGCAUCAGCCUGAGCUACGACACCCGCCACAGCACCUCCUCCGCCGGGCCGCCGCAGCAGCAGUUCUCCUCCCUGCAGCUGGGGGCCUCGGGGUACGCAGGGCCGGGAAGGGCCGGCGGGGCACACUCGGCCGAGGGCUGGAUGCAUUACAUGGAUGCAGGGGCUAUGUGUGGACAAGGGGUCCAGGAUAGCCGGCAUUCCUACCCGCCUGCCGUGGGCAGCCCCGCGGCUGCGUGCUACCGGGCUGGACCGGAGUGGUGGGACGAACAGCGGAGCGGCGUCAGAGGAGAGGAGGCGGGAGGCCUGGCUGGGGAACGGGCUCGCUACUCAGACCUGCCGGGCACCCGGUACCAGGAGGAACUGACUCGUCUGUUGCUAAGGGAUGCGGCGCUGGAAGGGGAGGGGCUACUAGGGGGACUGAUGCUCAAGGAGCAGAAUGCUCCAAUCAAAGGCCUCGCCAAGCCGGCGACACUGGCUCCUGCCUCAGCCGGAGGACCAAUCAAAGGCCAGGAGGAUCCAGGGACGGGGAGAGAGGCUUCCGAAAGCCGCCAGGAGUUCUUUGGGACCUGUGUGAAGUGUGCGAGAGGUGUGUACGGGGCGGACAACGCCUGCCAGGCCCUGGACAGCCUCUACCAUACACGCUGUUUCACCUGCGUGUCCUGCGGACGCACUCUGAGGAACAAGGACUUCUACAACGUCAACGGCUCUGUGUACUGUAAAGAGGAUUACAUGUUCUCGGGCUUCCAGGCCGCAGCGGAGAAAUGCAGUGUGUGUGGUCACCUGAUUCUGGAACAGAUCCUGCAGGCCAUGGGGAACUCGUACCACCCGGGCUGCUUCCGGUGUGUGGUGUGUUCCAAGGCUCUGGACGGUGUCCCCUUCACUGUGGACCAUCAGAGCAACAUCUACUGUGUGACAGACUACAACAAAACCUUCGCUCCUAAAUGCGCUGCCUGUUUACAACCCAUCUUACCUACUGAGGGCAGCGAGGAGAUACUCAGGGUGGUGUCUAUGAACAAAGACUAUCACUUCGAGUGCUACCAUUGUGAGGAGUGUCGGAAGCAGCUGUCUGACCAGCCGGGGUCCCAGUGCUUUCCUCUGGACUCACAUCUCCUCUGUCAUCCCUGUCACAUGGCCAGGGUGUGCAUCGCACCCAACACCACCCCCCACAACGUACACUGACAACUAUGCAGCUACAAGACUUCUCACACACACACGGUAUAGACCAACCCCUCCUCUUGCACACCCAGGGGGGGCUCAAGAUCUUCUCCAAGGUCUCUCCUCGACGAGCUCAGACACAAACGAGCUGAAACAGAGACUUUUACUCUGAAGGCAGCAUACGCUCUCACCUAUACAGGCUGGGUCCUGAUUAUGACAGACACAAGUGCCUACGGCUUGAUCUCUGACCCUGGUGCUUCACAAUAAGAGUCCUGCUGCUUCAGAUCAUCACUGUACCAAUACUGUACAUGGUCUCAGAGUGGGAAUAACAGGCCAAACUACUGUUUUUAUUCCCCGUCCCCUACAUGGCUACUGUUCGCUAGAAAAGAACAAGGGAUUAAUUUUGUUAAGUUCUGUAUUUAAUGUAAUUAGCAAACAAUUUGCACUUAAACAUUUGGAUUUUUGUUUACCAUAAGAGAUGUGUUUCUGUACAAGUACAAAAAAAAAAUACAUUCCUGUAUCUGUUGUAAUUAUUAAUAAAUAUUUUCCUUUUUGUGUUUAAA